GCGACCUUUACAAUUGGAGUCUUGGAUCGUCAUCAUCAAUACUGUAUGCUAUUUACGCCGAGACCGUCUUGAUCAAGUAUAUCACCGAUACGACGAGAGGAUUACUGUAGGUUCAAAAUUGGCGACAUUUACACUCCCUGUUCGCCACAUACCCUCCAAUAUCUGAGAGGAUUGGAUUGGAUUGGAUUGGCCGGCCGUGGGCGACGAUAUGAUAUGCGCAGAGUGGUCGUGACCGGGCUGGGAGCCGUCACGCCUUUAGGAGUUGGAAUCCGCCGAACGUGGCAAAGACUGCUCAACGGUGACUGCGGCAUUGUUUCGACCAGACACUUGGGCCCCGAGUUCUCUGCUCUGCCCAGUCAAGUGGCUGGUCUGGUUCCUGUCCCAGCUCCUGCUUCUCCAGAAACUUCAUCCGAUCCUGAUUCCCAUUCACACCGAUCUGGCCAAAAUGCAAAGCAAUCCGACUCCAACGGCGUGUGGAAAGCAACCGACCACGUCUCGCCUACAGAGUUAAGACAGACAGCCACAUUCGCACAAUACGGUCUCGCCGCGACAGCCGAGGCGUUGCAAGAUGCCGGUUUCGACGGGGGCAGAGGCCUCGAUCCGGAGAUGACGGGCGUCUGUUUAGGUUCGGGCAUCGGCAACCUCGAAGAACUCUACGCCACAUCAGUGGCAUAUCACGAGUCAAAAAAAAACUACCACAAAAUCCAUCCGCUGUUCGUCCCUCGUCUCCUCAUCAAUCUCGCCGCAGGCCAUAUCUCCAUGCGGUAUGGAUUCAAGGGUCCCAACCACGCCGCCACUACGGCCUGCACCACGGGCGCACACUCGCUGGGCGAUGCGUCGCGGUUCAUCCAGUCCGGCGAGGCGGACGUCAUGGUCGCCGGGGGUGCCGAGUCGUGCAUUCAUCCACUGGCCAUCGGCGGUUUCGCGCGGUCUCGUAGCCUUGCUACCAAAUUCAACGACGAGCCACAGUUGGCGUCGAGGCCGUUCGAUCGCGAUAGAGCAGGCUUUGUCAUUGGUGAAGGAGCGGCCUGUGUGGUACUGGAGGAACUCGAGCAUGCAAAGAAGCGAAAUGCCAGGAUAUACGCCGAACUGGCGGGAUACGGCAAUUCCGCCGAUGCAUACCAUCUCACGGCACCACGCGAGGACGGCGCCGGCGCACACUUGGCGAUGAAGAAAGCGCUCAAACUUGCCCAACUGCCGCCAUCCGCCGUCGACUACAUCAAUGCCCACGCCACUUCCACUCCAUUGGGGGAUGCGGCCGAAAACCAAGCCAUCAGGUCUCUGAUGCUGGGAGACCACGGCAGAACCAAAUCGUCCCAGAUCAACGUCAGCAGCACAAAAGGUGCCAUUGGCCAUUUGCUCGGAGCUGCUGGCGCCAUCGAGGCCAUCUUCGCCAUCUUAGCGAUACACGAGAAUGUCAUGCCUCCUACAAUCAAUUUCCACUCCGUCACAGACGACUUUGACUGCAACUAUGUUGCAAACACUGCACAGCAGGCAUCCGUUUGCGUGGCACUGUCCAACAGCUUUGGUUUCGGAGGCACAAAUGCAACUCUAGUCUUCAAAAAAUGCGACUGACGCAGGUUUCCGAGACUGAAGCAUUAAGCCGCUCCACGUGUUUGUCUCGGAUCAAGCACAUAUUCGCUUGGCCCGAGUCAACCUGUCGUCGACAAAGCUGGUACAAAUGUCCCACAAUAUCGGUUUUGUUCGACUAAAACCCUAGUUUCACACUUCACUUCAGCUUACAUCGAUGGACGCUUUCCUCAUUGGAGCUUUGAGCCCUGGUUGGGCCGUCGGUGCAGGUGAAGCGGACACUGACUGCGGAAAUGCUGUGUCGUUGGGUGCCGAACCAGCACCGCCAGCAGUACUUCGCACACUCUCUGCGGGCACGCUGAAAAGCCCUCCGCUGCGGUUUCCGCUUAGUGCAUUCGAGAGCAUCUCCUUCAUGCGCACAAGCUGGUACUUCCGCUUCGUAGGAACCAACGUUCGAGUCAUCAAUGGCUGAGGACGCGAGAGGCUGCGGGAGAUGGCGGUCAUAAUCGAAUCCCGUUCUUCGUCCGAGUCGACUGGGCCCGCUAGUGCGGGAUCGAGAUCCUCGUCGAGAAGGGCCGGGGCAUUCGCAUCGAUUGCCGCCUCUGUGAAUAAGAAAAGACGUAUAAGCAACGCGCCCCCUUUUUUUCCAAAGUUUUGGAUACUUACUUUGUUGCCGAGCUUGAUUUUUCUUCUGGUAGGCAGCAAGCAACAUGUCAUACGGCAGACUCCUUCCCGGCACUGCACGUUUGGCACCCAUACUAUGGCUUUUGCAUGUCAAGCUUCGGGCACAUUGGGCGCCGUUGGGCAAUGUGACACCGCACUGCUUUUCGACGUCGACGGGUCCCUUGGGUUUGGCGGCCUUCUUCUGUUCUUCUUUUUUGGUCUUCUUCUUUUUCGAGUCUCCCUCGGCCUCGGCCUCAGCUUUCCGCUUUUUACCCUUCUUGGUGGCGUCAUCGCCAUCACCGUCGACGCCGUUCUUCCGUGCGCCUUUGCCAUCUCGUACAUCGUCGUCAUCGUCAUCAUCAUCGUC
Exophiala dermatitidis NIH/UT8656 is the source of this 2560-nucleotide messenger RNA. RefSeq names its product 3-oxoacyl-[acyl-carrier-protein] synthase II. The record is from RefSeq and is a predicted model, not a curated record. Gene Ontology annotation, biological process: fatty acid biosynthetic process. Lineage: Eukaryota; Fungi; Ascomycota; Eurotiomycetes; Chaetothyriales; Herpotrichiellaceae. Gene Ontology annotation, molecular function: 3-oxoacyl-[acyl-carrier-protein] synthase activity. Bases 214 to 1575 code for a protein of 453 amino acids. The transcript has 4 exons.